AUGGUACUCCUGAAAAUUCUCAAGAAAAUAAAGGAAAAGCAAAAAAACUUAAGGAUAAUUAUACUAGGGUUGGACAAUGCGGGAAAAACGACUAUCGUGAAGAGGUUACUGGGGGAAGACAUUUAUAAGGUAAGUCCCACGUUCGGAUUCACCAUAGAGACGUUGCAGUUUGAUAAGCACCUUAUUAAUAUAUGGGAUAUAGGGGGGCAGAAAAGUAUUCGGCACUUUUGGAAAAAUUAUUACGAGAAUGUAGACGGCAUUAUAUAUGUGAUUGAUAGCUCCGAUUUGUUCAGAAUCCAGUUGUGUUCAUAUGAGUUGAAACAAAUUUUAAAAGAGGAGAGAUUGUACGGAUGUUCCCUGCUGAUUUUAUCUAACAAGGUGGAUAUAGAGAACUCCUUAAAGGUGGAACAAAUCGUUGAGAUUUUGAAGCUAAACGAAAUGAACAUUGAUCGCCACUGGUGCAUAAAUGAGUGCAGCGCUUUUUCGGGAAAGGGGUUACUCAAGUCGUUUAUGUGGUUGAUCGAUGACAUAAGCUACAGAAUUAACAGCUCUUACUGAUUUGGUUCAUCCCGCACGCGCUUAUUCCAACAGGAUGUGUCGAAGAUGAUAUGUAUGUUUUAUUUCUUCCCAUUUGUGCAAAUUGCGCACUUUACGCAAUGUCCCGUUCCAUUGUCAGACAUUUGUUAAUUUUUUAAGAGUUAAUUGCUUGCAAAAAGGAGAAAAUCACACAAACACAUGCAGACACAAUUGGGCAAUGUGCUCUUAGCAAAAUGGCAUUUUUUUGAAAAAGGCGCAUAAAGUUUAUUAACUGAAAAAGUGCAACGUUUUUUUGAACGAAUGGCCAUUUUU
This is a messenger RNA of Plasmodium coatneyi, 849 nucleotides long. RefSeq names its product ADP-ribosylation-like factor. Gene Ontology annotation, biological process: protein folding. Bases 1 to 558 code for a protein of 185 amino acids. Gene Ontology annotation, cellular component: microtubule cytoskeleton; cytoplasm. NCBI's taxonomy places the organism in Eukaryota, Apicomplexa, Aconoidasida, Haemosporida, Plasmodiidae. Gene Ontology annotation, molecular function: GTP binding; GTPase activity. The transcript has 2 exons. The record is from RefSeq and is a predicted model, not a curated record.